Molecule: messenger RNA, 8354 nt
Organism: Cherax quadricarinatus
Lineage: Eukaryota; Metazoa; Arthropoda; Malacostraca; Decapoda; Parastacidae
Source: RefSeq, a predicted model, not a curated record
AUGGCGGAGGAGUGUAAGUGAACAGCAAGAUGGGAACCCUCAUAUGGAAAUUAUACUUAAUUUUCAGCCUCUUGGAGAUUGUCAAUAACCUGGUUGGCAAUGCAGACGGCCAGAGUCAUGGGUGUGGUGCCGGUGGACCUCCUGCCGAGCCUGGCGCACCACUGCUCUCACUACCUGGUCACACACGAACCCUCCAGGCUUCUGGAUCCUCACCCAUCACCUUGCUCAGACUUCCGUCAGCAUCUCGACCUCCGGGACUGUGACAGUGUGCAGGGAGGUCUGCUAGAUCCUCGGAGUUGCCUCCACCUUCUGGACAACACUCACUACUCUGCCUUGCCACCACUUUCUGGUUCCUGCACCCUUGAUGUGUGCUUCAACAAGCCCAACCACAGGCGUGAUUGUGUGAGUGUGUUAUUGGAAGCUGCUCCCAAGGAUGCAUGUGUUCCUCAGCACUUGGUGGAGAACUUGGUGUAUGCUGGAGUGCCCCAUCUCCACCCAAAUUUGGACCCAAAGGUGCACCUCAUCCAUGUUCAUGACACAAUGGGUGUUGGGGAACCACUCUCACUUGUGCACAUUCAGCAACAGUUGCAGCAGAUAAAUAAAGGUUUCCCACGGCUGCCGUGUCCUGUCCUGCCUACACCCUGCCCUUCUACCAUGGACUUGCCUAUGCCAUGCGGUUCAAGAGUAGAUUCGCCCAUGUCAUCAUCAGUUCCAGCACCGAUGACUGAACACCACUGCUGGAACAUGAGCGGAGAAGGCCCUGAGCCAGGUGUGGCCUGCCUGCUCAGACCACUGUGGUUACCAUCCAAGAUAAUAAAAACAGGAGAAACAGAAAUAAGAUAUGGGGACAUCAUUGACGAUAAGGGGGUCCCUUCAAAAAAUUAUAUUGUUUUCGAUCCUCCACAUUUAGAUUUUAAAGAACAUCCAACAGGUAUGCCCCUCAUGAGAAAAGUAGUGGUGCAAAACAGCAGUCCAGAAAACAGUGUGCAGCUCCACUCGUUAUCUGGAAACACACUUCACUUCCACUGUACGUUUUUUCAAGAUAAGGUAGUGCUACCGGGUGGGAACACUUCAUUCGACGUGGUGUUUUUGGGAAGGGAGGAAGGUCUCAUAGAAAACACUAUCUUCAUUCACACCUCCAUAGGUACAUACAAAUAUGGGGUGCGAGCAGUGGGUACAGGGAAUCCCUACAGACUGAGGCCACUGGUUGGGGUUCGCAUGCCGCUCAACUCCUCGUACUCCCCUUUAAUCCAGCUGCAUAACCCACAUCCACACUCCCUACAGAUCACAGAGAUGUAUAGCACUGGGGGUGACCUGCAUUUAGAGCUGCUGUCUGGUACUCAAGAAGGCCAGAAGAAUGUAUGGAACAUCCCACCUUAUCACACACGGGCACUGAUGAGAGCCAAUUUUGUUGCUCGUAGAGAGAACAAUCACACUGCAUAUGUGAGAAUUGUAACUAGCGAAACAGACAGCGACUACCUAGUAGUGCCGGUAGAGGUGGAGGUCUCGGGUCAGCCGGGGCUCUUUUGCCCGCAUGAUGGCCUCCACUUUGGUCUUCGCACCCCUCAUGAUCCUCCCUCAUCCCUUCCCUUACAUCUUCUAAAUUCUGCUCACAAGCAUAUACACAUUCAAAAUGUGAUAACUACUCCGGUAAAUGAUGCAAUAACAAUUGACUUUAAGCCAAUGAAGAUACCACCUGGAACAGUGCGACCCACGCAAGUAGCGACAGUAACCUUCGAUCCUUCAAAAGUGAUGAGUGGAAAGAAAAUAUCUGGUAAGAUACUGAUUAAAAGUAAAGUAUCGGCUUAUAAACUAAGUGUGCCGUACACAGUAGACUUACUCCAAGGAGCUCUCCUUUAUAAUACCUCCAUCACCAAAUUUUACACGGGUGCAGAUAUUGGAUUUUCUGAAGCACAAUCAGGUGUUUCUUUCGGAACAGUGACAGGCGUUGUUGCUGCAGCAGGUGGAGGAGGAGGAGGCACAAGCAACCCAAGUAGUGAACCUCGCAACCUCACCCUUACCAACACAUUUCCUUGUCCAGUUGUUAUAUAUAACUUAACACUUCCUGACGAGGCCAAAAAACAUUUCGAGAUUGGCUGGGAUGGUCCAGUGGUAGUACAAGAGGGACAGAGUGCACAUGUAGCAGUUCUUCAGUUGCUCAGUGUUGGCACAGAUGCUCGCCUUUCUACUGUGAUUACUGUGCAUACUAAUAUUACCACUAUCAAAAUUCCAUUAAGGGCAUAUAAUGGCAAGCUGACAAAGUACAUUCCUCCACUGGGCGGUGAUUCAUGGUUAGACUUCGGGACAUUAGGCAUGGGCGAUCAGCGUGAUAUUUAUUUUUAUGUUAUUAACGAGAACCCUGUAGAGCUUCGACUACGAGGCUGGGGCUCAAACUUAACACGAAGUGCAGUGGAGCUAAUGGGAGUUGAAGAAGGCAAUGUAACAACCAUAAAAAAUCGCAACAACAUGACUUACACAUCAAAGAGUUUGUUUUUGAAGCCUAACCACUAUGCAGCAUUCAGAAUUGGAGUACUUACCCCAGACACUGAAGGUAUAUUUAUAGCAGAGUCAUUUGUACAAACACAGUUUGAGCAAAUCAAGAUUCCCUUUCGACUACGUACAGCUGAUGGCUCACUCAGUGUGGUACCAAACACACUAAUAUUCAAUAAUGCCUUUCCAGGCAGAAUAUCCUAUCAAAAUUUACACAUUCUAUCCACAUUUGGUCAUCCAAUGACAGUAAAAGAAGUCAAACCCCUACCAGCAGACACAAGGUUUUCUUAUGUGCCCAGUCAUAGUACUCCAGCCACCCUCCAACCAGGACACAAAAGUCAUAUUGGAAGGCUAGUGUUUGACCCCAAAGUUGAAUGUGGCACUGAAUGCUACACUGGGUUCCCACUAACAGGCAAAGCUGGGCAGCAAUGGGUGAAUACACUUUCUUUGACUUCACAUGUGGCAGACACCGAUACCAGCCUUUAUUCAACGUUACGAAGUCGAUAUCUCAAUCUCUCUGCAGCAAUCUUCAAUACUUCCAUAGUACUUCAUACAUCAGAGGUGCAUGGCUUUCACUUCACUGCACAGGCCGCACUGAAGUGGCCAGUUUUGUGUUCUCCUCAACACUUGAACUUACCCUUAACUCAAGUACUGAACACAAGCAUACAUGAUGUGUUUGUGGAGAACCCAGCCAGUGUGCCUGUAGUGGCACAGAUUCUGCUGCUUCAUCACUAUCCUGCAACACAACAACUCCUUUCCAUUAUACAUCAUCAAUUGCCCAGUGGACACACGCUAUUGAAUGAGGAAGGUGGUGGAGGGGGAAAUCCAAACGAUGUAUUCACCCUAAUAGAUGCUGAUAGCAUUAGUAGUGCAGGAACAAGAGGAGGAACUAUGCCACCACCUGCACCAGAGAUAAGUGGAUUGGCUCAACAUCGAAGAGCUUUAGAAGAACAAUUCAAGACCAGAGUUGCAAAGGAUAGUAUUGCCAUAAUACUUGAACCUGGAGUUAGGGUUAAAGUUUGGCUUUCCUUUACACCACCUGAUGAAAAAAUACAUACGACUGUAUUACUGGUACGGAAUAACUUGACAGUGAUAGAUGCCAUGCUAGUACAAGGCCGAGGCGGGAGAGGAUUUUUAAAAUUUGGCAAUCGCAAGCCAGGAUCAACUAUGCCUCUUGCCUUCAACAUUGGGGCCAAACACUUAAAAGACUGUGAUAAUGCCAGAAGCUCAAAAUAUUAUCAACCCAACUUUACAGUGAAGCGUUCGUUUAUGGCACGCAACACUGGGGAACUCCCCGUCCAGGUGUGGGGCUUCAACAUUAAUGACAUACCAUGCGAGGGCUAUGGGUUCAAGGUUCUUAACUGUGAGGGAUUUCAACUAGCCCCAAAUGGUAGUCACAAAAUUGAUAUUGCAUUCACACCAGACUUCACUCUCUCCAAGAUACAACAGCGGCUAGUCAUUCACACCAGUUUAGGGUUCAUAGGAGGUCUUGAUGAAGGAAUGGUUUGGGUUACCAAAGAUGAACCAGGAAGAGUUGAAUACUCUCUGGUUGCAACAGUACCCACACAUCUAUUGGCAGAAUGUGGAGCUGCAGUGCCAAGACCAACAUGGGAACCACUUCUUUAUUAUGCCAUACUUCCCCUAAUGGUUGCCAUGUUGAUUGGGGCAAUUAUUCUUUCAGCCCUAGAAGCUGACCAUAUUCUUAAGACAACAAUAAUAGCUAUGACCACCUCUUUACCUGCUAAUGGGCAUAUGCCAGGCUUUGACAAAGGUAAAGUAUUCGAUCUAAGAACGAUAAGCCAUGCAGAUUCCAAAAAUAUGUCUGUUAAAAAUGGUUUUGCCAAUGGUCACACACACAUAGAAAAUAUUAAGACUUCCAGUCCACUUAUGAAUAGCAGUAACAAGAAAAUGUCAGCAGUGUCACCAUUAGGUGAUUUAAUGACUAAUGGGCGGAAACCAUGCUCAGGAACUAGUAGUAAAAAAGUAGGCAACAAUCAGAUCACAAAUUCUAGUACAAAGUCAAAGUAUCUAAAGCAGUCUGAUUCUAAGUCAUGUCAGUCUGUUGGAGAUGAUUUCUCUGGUAUAUCUGAUAAUCCUACCAUGCAAAAUCAAAGUAAAAGUAGCAAAGGAAAAGGCAGUAAUACCAAAGGAAACAACAGAAGUUUAGAAUCUAUGUCAUGGGCUAGAUUUUUUCAGAGAGCUGUGGGUAAAAAGGAUGAAAGCAACACAGAAACUAGUGAUUCAUCAGUUGGCAAGAAAUCUUCAAAUGCUUCUAAUAGAGAUGAUUCUUCAAUACAGAAACAGUCUGUGGGUACAGAAACUGAUUUACACAUUGUCGAAGCCUAUCCCAAGUUAAGAAGACGCAUUAAACAAAGCAAUGAAGAAGAAACGUCUUCAACAACAACAGAAAGUUCAAAUACUGAUGACUUGUCAAUCAGUGAGCGGGAUACUCAAUCAAGCAAAUCGUCAGAUAUGACCACAUCUAGUCAGAGUGGGAAGACAACUAAGAGAAGGGCUUGUAAGACUAAAACUUCAGGCAGUAAAAGCCCUCCUAGCCAAGGCUCUCACACAACAAACCAAAAUGAAGAUAAUUCUGGUUUUGAAAUUAGUACCAAAUAUAAAGGGUUAAAAAGAUGUAAAGAUCCAGCAGGGCGUAACUUUGGAGGAGACAUUUUCCAGCCUAAUACACUUGAGCUGCCAUACACACUCAAGCCUAUACGCAAUAGAGAAUCUGAUCGAGACAGAGACAAUCAUAAAACAGCUAGAACAAAUGCUAUUAAAAGUGCUGACUCAAGCGAGAGCGUGGGUAGUGGUAGGUCAUCUCCAACACCUAACUGGGAAGAAGCACGACAGCCAUCAGUAGAUAGCUUGUCAGACUUACCGACUGCAAAUUUCACAGCCUCGCAUCAAAAACUUCCAUCUCAAACACAGCCAUUGGCACCCAGAGAGUCCUCUUACUCGGCUAUACUGUUAGGCACAGAUAAGCAGAAAGCUAAAGUGACACCAUUUGCUAAGGUUCCACCAGAAGUGAAGAGAGUUGAGAAACCUUUGGGAGUAAUUGGCCAGAAAGUAAAUAAUGUUAGCAACAAUAACAACAGCAGUAAUAAUAAUUUGGGCACACUGCGUGGGGUGCCAAGUCCUGCAACAAGUGCUGCUGUUUCUUCGAUGUCCUCUGCUCCAUUUUUUGCUGAAUCUGACAAUUAUUCUCACCGCCUGAAGGAAGAUUCUUAUUCACGAAUUGUGUAUAAUGGCUACGUGGAUAAUGCAUCUCUAGUUGCUAGUCAGACUGGUAACAGCAUUCACUCCUGGGAUCCUAAGACGCUGAGUGCUCCGACCUUGAGACCACCACCUGGGUUAGCUCAGUCACAUGAUAAUGUACAUCGACAUGGUUCUCUUUCAGAUGAGGAAAGGCCACAUUACUGCCCUCCACAGGUUGGAGGUUCACUUUGGCCUGAUGGGAGUGGUUAUCAUGAUGGAAUAGUUCUCAACUCUGGCAAUACACCUGCACCAAGCAUGUGGGAUACACUAUCAAACAUUUGGUCACCACCUUUCUCAUCUUCAAGUCAAGGAUCAUCUCCCCAGUCUUCACCACCAUCUCCCUGGGGAACAACACUUUCUCAAGCACCAUCAUCUGGAGUAACUGAUGCUAGUGGGGCUGUAUCAAAGGGACUUGGUUUUGAUCCAUUCUGUUCUGUCAAUAACAUUUGGUCUGCACCAGCCAACCACUCUGGUGACUUGUGGGCACCACCAAAUUCUAAGAAGGAGGUUUAAUCUUGUGUGCAACGUAUGUUUGUUUUACAUCCUUACCGAUCAUGCUGCAUAGUUCAUCUAAAAGAACACAAAAAGUAAAUUUUUAUCUGUUGAUUUUUUACACUUAAAAAAAAAGAUAAUAAUGAUGAGCAGGCCUCUGCAUUAUCUUUUAUGAUAUGGUAUGUUUCUAAAAAAAAAAAAUUUUGUUUUAUGAAUUUGACUGGUUUACUUUUUAUAGUCAUAUGGAGUUAAAUUCCAUAUUAGUUAGGAUGGCCUUUUACUUAAUGAAGUAUAUUUGUUCUAUAUUACAAAAGUUUUAUUUGCAAGGGCAAUUUGUCACCUAUGGUAAAUGACCAAUUACACAGGCAGUGUGUUCAUUCGGUUUUGAGAAGAAAAUCUCAAAUUUAGCUACAAACACAGUUAUGCACUAAAGAAUAUAAUUAAAUGAUAAAUGCUUGUUUAUAUUUUAAUAGUCAUUCUCAAUAACAAUGAUAUUGUUAUAACAGAUUUGAAGAAGUCACUUUUAUUUGAUUACAAAAAGAAUAUUAAAUCUUUUGUAAUAAUUUUGACAAGUUUUUAGUUCACACGGCUCUCAUAUAGAGUGAAGACUUUUUAUUUACUGUAAUCUUUGUGCCAUAUUGAAAGAUUUGCUAUAUGCAAUUGUUGCUGGUUGUGUGCAGAACAAAUUAACUUUUUUUUUUUUUUAACUCAGCCAUGCCAUUGCUAUUAUAAAUCAAUGCAUUGAUUGACUUUGAUUGAAAUAUUUUCAAUCUUAAAUUAUUCACAUGCUUGUAAUAUCAGCCUCAAAGAUGGAUGUCCUGAAAAUGAAGAUAGGCAAUUUUCAGGUCUGUUAUUCAGCCCAUCCUGGUAGUCAGUAUUUCAGAGGUGGUAAAGGUACAGUCCGAUGAGGAACUUUAUUGUUACCUAACUAGACAACUUGACCAGCUAUUUUUUUGCAUCCCAUCAUGAGCAAACUAUUUAGAAGCAAGUGUUGUGAUUAUAUAUUAUGCAACAUCAUCACAAAACAGUGAUAUCUUAAUAUUCGGUUUGAACACAAUGAAAUGAAAAAUUCAAAGUGUAUAGAGCAUAUUCUAUAUCAAACAUUCUCAAAGAACAUAGUGGAGAUUAGCAAUGUGUGACCUGUAUUCAAGAUCACACCUUACCUAUGGACUUGACUCAAAUUGUGUGGCACAUUAAGCCGGAGUGUGAUCUGAUCUGUCAACAUAGCCUGAAACUUGGAAAUUUUAUUAAUUAUGAAUGUAUCCAGCUUACAAGUCAGAUUAUAAUCAUCACUGGUUUUAAUAUAACUUCAUUGUUUCAUCCAAACAUUGAUAUGCACGUUUGUUUAGUUUUGAACCAUUCGAUAGAAAAAUUAAAACCACUUACAUUAAAAACUAGCAUUCACAUCUUGGUCAGGUGUGUUUUCUAACACAAAUAUAACUUAGAUCUGACCAGGAUUCCAAUGCUUUAUUUAUUGUACAAUUUUAAAAACACAUGGCUGGUUAAGAUGCUAAAAAAAAUUUACAUUCAGGUCAAUGGCUGAACAAAAUGAAUUGCUAUUUGUAAUCUCAGCCUUAGUUCAGGACUACGAGCCAGAUAAAAUCAUAAUUAUAAUCAUAAUGUUUGAAGUUAUAUGACAGGAAAAAUCACCUUUUACUUCAGUGUAUCUCAUAAUUUGUAUCAUGUCUGUCAGGUACAGUCCUCCUGUACAUAAAGCCACACACUUCACUAUAUUUCUUAAGAAUUUAAGUGAUAUAUAAUGAACACUUUGAAAACUUGAAAUUUGGUUUUUCUUACAACUGUGGUAAAAUUCAUAUUAAGUUUUCACAUUUACUUGAGAUUUUGUUGUAUGCUCAAAUAUAUAUAACAUAAAAAUUUAAUGCUUGAGAGAAAGCCUGUGAAACAAAAUAGACAACAGGCUUGGUCAUCUUGUCUUGGCUGUACCCAGAACCUAGUAAGCCAACCAGUAUUGUGUAUGCCCACUCAGUAUUUGAUUAUACUCAGAUAUGGAAACCCCAUAAUUCUAGUUUCCUACUAUCAAGAACUCUAGACUGAGCAGAUUGUCAAGACAUACCAAGAGUGUUUUUGAUGGACAAAUAAAAUGAAGAAUUUAA